Messenger RNA from Ruditapes philippinarum (Manila clam), 3200 nucleotides. RefSeq lists its product as uncharacterized. The coding region runs from base 973 to 2754 and encodes 593 amino acids. The transcript is spliced from 2 exons. Lineage: Eukaryota; Metazoa; Mollusca; Bivalvia; Venerida; Veneridae. The record is from RefSeq and is a predicted model, not a curated record.
AUAUAUUUGAAGUAUGAGCAAAUAAAGAAGUAACAGUAAAAAAUAGUAUUUUUUGAGGAAAAUUCUAAGUUCAAGGGGAGAUAAAUCUGAAAAUAUUGGUGCUAGAGUUAUGAACCUUGUCACAUAAGAUGAGGAUGAUGAUAAGGUACAUAUAUUUGAAGUAUGAGGUUGAUCCCUUAACAAAUAAAGAAGUAACAGUAAAAAAUAGUAUUUUUUGAGGAAAAUUCUAAGUUCAAGGGGAGAUAAAUCUGAAAAUAUUGGUGUUAGAGUUAUGAACCUUGUCACAUAAGAUGUGGUUGAUGGUAAGGAACAUAUAUUUGAAGUUUGAAGUUGAUACCUUAAGAAAUGACAAAGUUAUAGUGAAAAAUAUUUUACUGCACCAAAACUUUAAUCUGAAAUCUGGACGCGGACGCCGACGCCGGGGCGAGUAGGACAGCUCUCCAUAUACUUCGUAUAGUCGAGCUAAAAAUCAUUGACCCAGAAAAUGUAAAUGAUAGGCACAACAAAACUUGGUACCGAUCAUUCAUGAACUGCACCAGUAGUUUUUAAAGAGUAGUCUGCUACAAUUAUGUCAAGGUUAUAAUUUAUACCACUUUCCAAUUUUACCUGGGGUCAACCUUUAACAUUGUCAGUUACCUAUGGUAAAUAAUUAUGUUCUGUUCACACUACAUUAUCUAUAUACCUUCAUAAAUCUUUAACUUUUAAUAUUAGGAUCAGUCUAAUAUGUUAAAGAAUUCCCCCGGAAGAAAUAUUCAGUGUAAAUAUGCUUCACAGUAACAGAUCUAUUUUACCCAAAUGUUUUAAGGAGAUGGUAAACAUAAAAGAUUUGCAACAUGUAAUUAAAUAACAUUUGAUCGUCCCAGUAAAAUCGUAAAUUUAUUGAGAUAAGAAAUUUUCUUUCGAUUUCAAAUCAAUCAAGUUUUGUUGUCAAGCAUUAAUUUUACUGGUCAAUCUAAACCAUAGAAGUUCAUCAUGGGAAAUUCAAAAACCAAAGAAAAAACUGGCUGUGGGAAUUGCUCUAAGAUAAGGAGGGUACUAAAUGUUUCCGAGUUACAAAUUGGCCAACAUAUCUGUGAACCUGGGAGGAAAAAAUGUACCUACAAGGAAAAUAGACACAGUCUGAAAGCUCAAUACUUUCAUCAUGCUAUAAUUGGUGAAAUAAAACACCGUAACGAUUACAAAGUUACGCUUGUCCUAAUACACUAUACUGAUGUAACCGGAUUGAAGAAGGGGUCAAUAAAAAUAACAGAGGAGAAAAGAGAUCUGAAAUAUGAUGAAAUAUACAUUGUCCAGUAUACAUAUCCAAAAUAUUCUGCUGAGAAAAUAGUACAAAGAGCCAAAAAAGAAACAAAAAGAGAAGUAGAACAGGAGACCUAUUACGAACAAGAAGAACACAGAUAUACCUUUGGGAAUUAUAAUCUUUUUGUAAGCAAUUGUGAACAUUUUGCAACUUGGUGCGUUCUGGGAAAUAAGGAGUCUUUCCAAAUUGAUCAGAAAUGGAGGGUUUAUUUGUUUCCUUUUAAGAUAAGUUCAGGAGUGGCAGGGAUCCUUUCACAGCUUCUCCUAGAAAUAUUAAGAUUUUUUGCUUCUUUUGUAUCUGACAAAAAUAUGUAUGGACCUGGUUUUUCAAUUUUUGUCAUUGGAGCAUUUUAUUUAGUACUUCUAUUUGGCAGAUACCGCCACCUUUACAAUAAAUACUGGAACUACAGAAGGGUAUGUCAACAUUGUUAUGAAGAAAAACAGAGCAUCUUAGCAAUAAAACUAUUUUGGUUCAUAUUAUCUGGAAUUUUAUUUUAUUUUAUCACAGAUGCCUGUGCGCCACGGUUCCCGGCAUGGCCAGUGACAAUAAUACUACAUGUGAUAUUCACCUUGCUUAGCAUUUUUUUCCGUCGGUUAUAUGGAGAACUAAAAUCCCCGUUUCUGCGUUGGUCUACUAGAGUCAAACAAUUGUCAGAAAUUAAAAGAGGUCACGUCAUAACAUUUAGACAUUUUGGAUUUCAACACUUUGCCCUUAUCACAAAAAUUCACUCAGAAACAAGUGAAAUAUCCAUAGUUCACUAUAAAGGAUUUUUCAACAUCAAACUGACCAGAGACAAAAUCUGUUUGUGUAAAAAAUCAAUUAGGCGACUAAGACUGACAAAACUUUCAACAUAUAAAACAAACAAAAGAAUCUCAAGGAUUGAAAGCAGGUUGGGUGAGAGAAAAUGGCAUUGGCGUUGUAAUAGGUCUGACCAUGUAUGUUAUUGGGCAUCAAUUAAACAGAAACAUUGGGAAUAUUAUAAACCAGUACACAGCAACGAGACAUUAGAUCAAACAGAGGAGGACUAUGUUAAAAAGAGUUCACUGGAAGUUGAAACUAUUGUUGUCAACCUUAGAACUGAAAUCGAAGAAGGUGAUGUGAUAGAAUAUUAUAUCAACAGUAGAAAAAAAGAACAUGGAACAGGGAUCAUUACUGAAUUGAAGAAUACACAUGAAAGCGAAAAUGGAAAUGAUCGCAUCUUUACACUUGUUGUGGUUACACAGAAACAUAGAAUUGCUGAAGAGGCUGAGAUCACUGUAGAUUUGAACACAGAUACUAUUAAGGUAAAAAAGUUUCAUCCAGUGCACUGUCGUAGCAUGCAGGAACGAAAAAAACAGGCGAAAAGGGCUCAAGAAAACAGAGAGCAACACAAAGAAUUCAACAUCAUGAAAUUUUGUGUUUUAAGGGAAAAACAAACAAAAGAGCAAAAAGACAUUGAAAAGAAAGAAAAGUGAUUAACUUUUGAUUCAUGUGAUUAAACCUAUUAAAACAAAAGAGCUAGCCUUUACUCAGGAGUUUAUGGAGUUCAUGAGCUUUUAAAUUCACUUGACAUGCAUAAUUUGAUAAAACACAUCAUUUACACUUUUAUAAUCUGUAACCUGUUCUAUUAAGUCUUUGUUAGACUCUGUAAAAUUAUCAUCAGAAUAUCAGACUUACAAAAGACUAGUUGUGGGUAGUUACAGAGAUGCAAAUAUACAAGAAGUAUGUCACCAAAGACCGCAUGUACCUACUGUGUGUGAAUGUCUCAGAAUAUGUUGUGUAAUCCCAGUAAUCAGUGUUGCUUGUGAGUGAGGGUUUUCAACCCAGACUCCAGAUUGAGAACCAACCUCAAUAAUGUAACUGAGAAUAUCUGAGGAUGGGCCAUCCCUAAAAAAUUUCAAUAUUGAAAAGGAUGUCAUAG